Messenger RNA from Anopheles stephensi (Asian malaria mosquito), 6772 nucleotides. RefSeq names its product adenylate cyclase type 3 (gene Ac3). Gene Ontology annotation, cellular component: plasma membrane. Lineage: Eukaryota; Metazoa; Arthropoda; Insecta; Diptera; Culicidae. The transcript is spliced from 19 exons. Gene Ontology annotation, biological process: cAMP biosynthetic process; intracellular signal transduction; adenylate cyclase-activating G protein-coupled receptor signaling pathway. The record is from RefSeq and is a predicted model, not a curated record. The coding region runs from base 961 to 4584 and encodes 1207 amino acids. Gene Ontology annotation, molecular function: adenylate cyclase activity.
CAUCCUUGGACGUGUCCGGUGUCCGGUACAGUGAGGCCCAGUGCGCAAACACAGUACCACCAGUGCGCCAGUGUCACUUGCUGGGGCUUCCUGUCUGUGUUGUCACUUGACGGGGGGAGGGCGGCAGUGCAAAAAAGCUACACGCCUCCAUUUUGUUCCGCGGAUCUCGUCGCCAAGAAGUGUGUUGUCUAAACGAUAUCACUUCACGAAAGACUGCCUGGGGCCGAGGUUUUUUUUUUUAAAGCCUUGUGCAGGAAAUGCUGCACAAAAACUAAACAUUUCAACUACAGGUCAUCGGUAAACGAGAGUAAACGCAAAACCUACCCCCCCAGACACCAUCGGACAGAAAUAGCUAGCGGAGAAAAACAGCGAAUCCUUCCCCGUGACAAACAUGUGAUCUCGUUAAUCAAACACCGAAGAGUGAAAUACCGCCGAGCGAGGCAUCAUCAUCCGCCGGAACCAGACGCGAAUCCCACCGAUAGCGUCCCAUCAGGACGACGACCGACGACCGACGACGGGCUCGUAGUGUCGUUUCGUGUCCACCGAGCAUUUUCACAGUCGAUGAUGCGAGCGAGUACAAGCCAAACAACCACCAGCACCGAAAGAGCAGAAAAAUCGCGUUAGCAUUAUCAUCGAACAUCAUCACCGGAACCCCGGUUUGCCCCGUGACGGUGGUUGUCGCCGUUGUCAUCGUGACCGGCAGUAUCGUCGACAGUCGAUCAUUUCGUUUUCCCCGAGCGACAAUCAUGCGGUGUGUGUGCAACGGUCGUCUAAUAUUGCAAGCGAAUCAAGGCAGCCCACGUGUGGCCAAGUGAGUGUGAGUGUGUAUACGCGGUUGUCAAAGUGAAGAUUUAGUCGGGGACCCACACACAGUAAGAAACGGGUGCUGUGAGUGAGUGAAAAGUGAAAAAUAAAAUCACCCAACGAGGCGCGACGCGAGCUCAAAGCGAGUGACCAACGAUGGACGACGGCACGAUAGCAACGACGGUGGCUACCGUCGGGGGUGGUGGUGGCGGAGGGGGAGCUGGUGGCGGUGUGCUACUCCCCGAUGCCGUCCUCGACAAGCUGUACCAGAGCUACGCGCUCAAGCAGAAGCGGGUCGCCUUUGCCUGCUAUCUGAUCGCCUCGAUCCUGUUCGACAUCUGGGCCAUCGCGGUACCGCAAGGACAGAGCGUGGAAAGCAUAGUCGUUACCAGCGUGUUCCUCACCAUCAACAUCGUCCUGGCGAUCGUGUUGCGCUUCUGUGGGCGGGGCCGGUUCCGCGGCGUCAUAUGGGAAAUUGCACCCCAUCUGGCGUGGCUGCUUGCCAUUAAGCAGCUCUUCCUGCAGCUCUUUCUUAAAGGUUCGGUAACACCCAGAGAUUCACUCGGUUGGGCUGUGUUGCUUAAUUUUUUAGUGUACGUGACCCUGCCCGUGCUGCUGAAGUACACCGGGAUACUGCUCGGGCUCGGUUCGUUCGCCACGUACGUCAAUGCCAUUAUCGGGCUGGCCAAGAAGGAAAACUAUUUUUGGGAACAGCAAGUGGCCAACGUACUGCUGCUCAUUGCUGCCACCCUGAUUGGGCUGCUGUGCUACUUUCUGGCGGAGGCAAAACAACGACGAGCCUUUCUCGAGGCAAAGCAAGGCCUAGAGGUGAAGAUGCUGAUCGAGGAACAGUCUGCCGAACAGGAGCGAUUGCUGCUGUCGGUGCUGCCCGAGCACGUUGCGGUCAAGAUGCGGCAGGAUCUCGGCUCCACCAACUCGGAACAGUUCAAGAAAAUCUACAUGAGCCGCCAUGAAAAUGUCAGCAUCCUGUAUGCAGAUAUCGUCGGCUUUACGGCCAUCUCGUCCACCUAUUCGGCACAGGAUCUGGUGAAGAUACUGAACGAACUGUUCGCCCGCUUCGACCGGCUUGCCGAGAAAUAUCAACAGCUGAGGAUAAAAAUUCUUGGCGAUUGUUACUACUGCAUCAGUGGAGCCCCCGUCGAGCGGCCGGAUCAUGCCGUCCUGUGUGUGCACAUGGGCCUGUCCAUGGUGAAAGCGAUCAAGUACGUCCAGCAGAAGACUAACUCUCCGGUGGAUAUGCGCGUCGGCAUACACACCGGAGCGGUGCUGGCGGGCAUUCUGGGCCAACGGCAGUGGCAGUUCGACGUGUACUCGAAGGAUGUCGAGCUGGCGAACAAGAUGGAGUCGAGCGGAAAGGCUGGCCGUGUCCAUCUUUCGGAGAAAACGCUCGGCUUCCUGAACGGCGAGUUCGAGGUGGAGCCGGCCUACGGUGAAAAGCGCGAGGAAGCACUGCGAAUAGCAGGCCUUAAGACGUAUUUCAUUACGAAGGUGCUUAAACCGUUCUGCCCAUCGGAGCACAAAAAUGGUUCGGCCGAUCCGAAGGAUGUGGUCAUCGAGGCGGACGGUCCGUCCGAGAUCUUCCGCGAUGAGGACGACCCGAAGGGCGCCAGCGAAGCGAACGGUGUCGGUGACGAACCAUCCACACCGGGCACGGACGACAAAACGGAAACGCUGGAGGACGAGCAGGCGUCCGAGGACUACAAGAUGCGCCUCCGCAAAGAGCUCGUCAGCCGGGACGGGCACAGCGAAAUCAGCAAGGAUACAACCAUUUUCCUCACGUUCAACGACAAGACGCACGAGACGGCCUACAACGAGUACCGGGAGCCGCACAGUGCCGUGCCACUGCUGGCCGCCCUGCUGGUGCAGUUCGUCGCCAUUCUGUACGCGCUGCUGGUGCUUCCAAGGACGGCGGUGCACUUUGAAAUUGUGAUACCGCCGCUAGUGAUUAUAUUCGUGAUGGUGUUCAUCUCCGUCGCGGAAAGUCUAACCGGGAUUCUGCCGGCAUUCAUCACGCUAAACAGCAAACGAUACAACGAUAGCACCAGCUUACGGAAAUCGACGGCCAUCAUUAUCGUACUGCUGCUGGGCGUUUCGAACGUGAGCGACAUGCUGGCCUCCUCGCAUCGGACACCGCUAAGCCUCAACAUUACCAACGUGUCGUUCGCGUCGACCGAGAUGGAACCGUCGAGCGUGUGUCUGUUCCCGUCGUACUUCAGUAACUAUACCGUUUUAAUACUAAUUGCCACCUCAAUCAUAACGCAAUUAUCGCAUCUCAGCAAAAUUUUAUUAAUGAUCAUCAUAACCGCGAUCCAUUGCUACGUGAACAUCUUCCACCUGGACGAAGCAUUCCGAAACGAGGACUUUGGUAUCAUGAACGUCUUUCCACUACGCUACACACUGUCCGCGCUGCUGGUGGCCGUCACGAUAGCGCUCUCCUUCCUGGCCCGACACAUCGAUAAGGUAGAUCGUGUAAUAUUCAUGUGGAAGACGGAGGUGAUCGACCAGAAGGAGAAGGCGAGCGAUAUGCGGCGCCGGAACGAGGCGCUCGUCUACAACGUUCUGCCGAUGCACGUGGCGGAACAUUUCAUGGGCAAUCGGAAACGGUCGCACGAUGACCUGUACUCGCAGAGCUACGCCGAGGUGGGCGUCCUGUUCGCCAGCAUGCCCAACUUUUCCGACUUCUACUCGGAGGAAACGGUCAACAACCAGGGGCUGGAGUGUUUGCGCUUUCUGAACGAGGUCAUAUCGGACUUCGACGCGCUGCUGGAGUUGCCACAGUUCCAGGACAUCAUUAAAAUCAAGACAAUCGGGUCCACGUACAUGGCGGCCAGCGGUCUAAACCCGUCCCGUAUCGUCAAGCCGGAAGAUCCGGUCUCGGUGCGGUGGGCCCAUCUGGCGCUGCUGGUAGAGUUUGCGCUCGAGCUGAAGAAAGCGCUCCAGGGCAUCAAUGAGCAGUCGUUCAAUCAUUUCGUGCUGAAGAUGGGCGUUAAUCAUGGACCGAUUACGGCCGGUGUGAUUGGUGCCCGCAAACCACACUACGAUAUCUGGGGCAACACGGUUAACGUAGCGUCCCGGAUGGAAAGUACCGGAAAGGCCGGAGCGAUUCAGGUGACGGAGGAAACGUGUCAGAUACUGCAAACGUUCGGGUACACGUUCGAACAGCGUGGACUCGUAGCGGUGAAGGGUAAGGGCCAGCUGAUGACGUACUAUCUGCAGGGGAAGGUUCCACGACCGGCUGGGCCAACUGCAUCACCCAUUCUGCAGAAUGUAACCGCCAUGGAGACGGUCCAGGAGGUGGACGAAUCGAAGGAAAGUCCACCGGCCCUGGCACCACCAACCACCGACGGCACUUCACCCGCCCAUCAGCUACACUCGAUGUCCUCCAGCACGACCAGCCCGAACAGUGUGCGGCUCAAUCAGGAGUACGUCGAGAUGAAGGCAUCGAACAGCAGUAGUACGACGACCGCGGUACAGGAGAGCGUCACCAAGCAGCAGGCCAGCAGCACGCUAACGGUCGUGUCGGAGAAAACUACCACCAUUUCUAGUACGAGCAGCACUAGCUCCACCAUCGAAACCACCGUCAGCAAAACGGCCCAAUCGAGUGUGAGGUCGUCGACGCUGUUCAAUGGAGGCGAAGGAACGCCGGCGGACGACAGUGACGCCCAGACACCGUUGCUCGAGGGCAAGAACAGUACCAACGCUAGCUCGAACCACUUCGGCGAGGGCGAAAAGGAUGCACUGCUGGAGAAUGGCUCCUAAGGAGUGAUGGAGGAGCGCAUCGCGCCAUCUUCUUUGAUAAUCGCGUAGUGUAUAGUGGUAAGCUUUAACGUUGGGGACAAGUGAUCGUCACACCGAGCGUGGUAGUAUAUACCAAAGAGUUUUAAGUUUGCAAAAAAAAGGAAAUUGGUUUUGUUGAGUAUCGUUAGCUAAAUCUAUUUCGCCUAGUCAAAACAAAGCAUCAUUUACUCCAGUACUCUAUUAUUGUUUGGAGCAUAUUUUUAAAACCUCUAAACGCUUGUUGGCACCUCCAAAAACCUUUGCUUUAGAUAGCUGAUAUGCCUGAGAUGUGUUGGCUGGUGUAUUUAUUGAAAGGAAGAUCUUGUGAAACGAAGAUUUAAAAGACUGCCAGAAACUGAUAUAUACUUACGUUAGUAAAACUCCUCGCUCCCCAUCUCUCCCGGAAGUACUUUAGUACAAUCAUCGGUACAAUUAGGUCUUUCGGUGGCCACGAUUCUAAUUUUUAGUACAAUAUAUUUGUGUUUUUUUCUACUUUCGAAAGAGGCUUCUUAACUUACUCAAAUGAUACUGUACUCAGUGCGCUGAGUGCGAGGAAAGCAUUCCACCGAUAUAAGUACAUGAUCACCGCAUAGUGGCGGUCCUGUGGCGGUUUAUGGUACGCUGGUUCGUUUCUCCACACUAGGAACGCACACACUAUUCUUCCCUUGUUUAUUUUUAAUCAGUAGUUUUAUGUAACGAAUUGCGGAAACCAACAUAUCUUGUUGCAUUAAUCGAACGAUCGACAAUGGUGGAUCACAACUUCACGAACCUUUUAGGAGAAUUAUUUACUUACGAUACUUUUAAACCUCAUUACCUAACGAAACAGAUAUACGUUGUCGUUCGAUGCACAAACUAUUAUUAUUUUUAAAGAAAGAAAAAAAAACAAAUUAUUUUAAAUAAAAGAUAAAACAAUUCGAAACGAAAUGAAACACCAGUUUUCAAAGGAAACACACAAGAGAAACAAACCAAAAUUUCGAUUAGAAAAAAAGCAAAUUGGCAAUAACGAAGCAGAAACAGUAGAGAAUGAAAGGGAAGGAAAUGAAGCAUGAAAGAGAAGGGUGUAGCAACACUAGUAGCAUUCAUUCAAUGUGAUUAAAUCGACGCAUCGACUCAUUAAUAUGAUGUACUGUACUUGUUGUUUUGCGCUUCAUAACAAGAUGGAUAUGUACUUAGAGUUAAGGGUAAAGUUGAGACACUUUGCAAAAGUGAUACAAACAAAAUAUACAGCAAGAGUGAACAAAAAUACCGCGAAAACUGCAUUAAAAUUAAAAUCCAAUCUUAAAAAAUUGAUGUGAAUUAGAGACAAAGCCCCAACAAAACCUUCACCGCAUACAAGAAAAUAAAACAAACAUAAGAGAUGAAGAGAAGGUAGUGCGAGAGUAAGGGCAUCAGUGUAGGACACUAGCGAACUAGCGCGAAGGGCGAAUGUGCGUGUGUGAAUACUCAUUCUUCACCUGAAUGUGUGUUUGUGUGUAUGUCUGUUAACAAAUUUUCUUCGACGUCAUUCUUGAAUGAAGAUAAACCCGCUUUAGCAGAUGAACAGUCGCUAGGGAGGGACGAUAGAAGCAGCAGUAGUAAUAGCAGUAGCAUUAGCAGCUAGAAAUUAAAGGUGGACAUUAAGAGGGAAGAGAGAUACAGUCCCCGUUUCAAGGCGAGCAACAGCAAAGCAAGAAAGAGUCGAACGAGUGUCACGUGUAAUCACUGAAGGCCCGUGUAGCGACUAAAACACCAAGAGCCGAUCUGUCUGCCCUUGGCACAUUACGCCUAAGCGCACUGUCCUGUGACGUUACCUUUUUUCUAUUGAAAAUGUUUUUUAUAUCAGUCCCUGUCUAGUCACUGUCCAAGGAUACGGAGAGAAAAACACAAAUCAACUUAAGUACAAAACCGAUCACAAAACGUAAAACCCAAACCGAAAUCUCACGCAUGAUCACCCGAUCGAGUAUAUCGGUUAGCUUCAUCCUUAUUUUAAGAUCGACCCCAUCGAACCACACUGUGUGUAGAUUAGUUUUGUCUUAGUCCCAUGUGUGUCCCAUGCAGAAGACAAAGGUCACCCUAGUUGCUAUGUGUGCGUGUAAAGCAAAACAGAGAUCGAGUAUAACUCGAAUGGCGGUCCUCCUACCGAAGAAUCUCAUGCAGUAAAAUAAAAUCGCUGAAUACAAAACCCCCUGUA